AAUCACAUUCAUCAUUAAUAAAUAUAGAGUUUUAUCCACCUAAUCCAUUGCUUGUAAAAAUUGCUAUAAAAAUUCAUAAGUUUUAUGGUUACUCACUUAUAGAAAAAAAAUUUAUAAAGGCAGAAGAGUGUCAACAAUUUGAAAAAAUAUUAGGAAAUUUUAUAUAUAAUUCAUACAAAGAUAUUGAAAAAAAUCGGAUUAAGUUAGAAAAUCUAUCUUUAUUAGACAAAUAUUAUAAUAGUUUUCUUUCAGCUCUAAUUA
Messenger RNA from Racocetra fulgida, 261 nucleotides. Lineage: Eukaryota; Fungi; Glomeromycota; Glomeromycetes; Diversisporales; Gigasporaceae. The record is from the annotation of a GenBank genome assembly.